This is a messenger RNA of Sparassis crispa, 1383 nucleotides long. RefSeq lists its product as hypothetical. The record is from RefSeq and is a predicted model, not a curated record. Lineage: Eukaryota; Fungi; Basidiomycota; Agaricomycetes; Polyporales; Sparassidaceae. The transcript is spliced from 3 exons. Bases 1 to 1383 code for a protein of 460 amino acids.
AUGUGUGCCAUCUUUCGAGGCCUACGUCGCGUCGUAGACUUGGCACCGUGGUGUGUCCAAAAGUGUCUGGAGCUUGUUUACUUGCUUCAAAUCGAUAGAGAUUAUGAAUAUACGUCACUCUCGACGAUGAUACCCCACGCCCCGACAUUUCCUCCGGAGCUAUGUGACAUGGUGAUUGAUUACUUGUAUGAUAACGAAUCCGCCCUCGAAGCAUGCUCUCUCGUCUGCCGUGCAUGGCUCCAAUCAACCCGCUAUCAUUUAUUCCACACAGUUCGCACGAGAGAAAGCAUCGAGGGUCGCGGAGCCUCUAACUUGUCGCGCAUAUUAAGCAAGCGUCACGCGAAGGGUAUUCUGCCAAAUAUCCAUGAAUUGCGCAUUUUGGCGUCGGAUAGCGCGGCCAGAACGGAGCUCAGGCCCCCCAUUUAUUCCCCCAAGGUCUCCACGCAGGACGUGGUUCGACUCAUCUCGCAAUUGCCUCGCCUCCAGACAGUGGAGAUUUGUGGAGUGGUAUUGGAUGGCAGAUACUGCAAUCGGGGGAAAUCAGUAACUCCUAUCAGCUUGGACACACUGCGCUUAGACAGAAUUUGCUGCAGGAACAAUCUGGUGGACGACCUUCUCAGCAUACUACGCCCUUUUUCUGACAUCCAACAUCUGGAAGUGAAGACCAUAAAGUCCUCAUACUGGUACUUGGAGGAGAGCGAAACGCGUGUAGAAGAAACGCUCAACAAGGUCUCUCAGGUCCUCCCACCCCAUCUGCGAGUCCAGACGUUGGUUGUGCGGAACUGCACUUUGGGCUGCUUGCUCUUAUGCGAUAUCAUGCGCAAGACACCUUCCGUCCAGACGCUACAAAGGCUGGAUCUGCGCAUUGAGUGCUUGGGAGACAUCACCGCACUCGGAGCAUUGAUCAAAGCGACCGGCGCGAAUUUCCGCACUUUGUGUCUUGACAUAUCCUCCCUUAAUUGGUCAGCUGAUGUGUUUGAUUGGAAGAAACUGAAUCUCACAGAUUGCCCAUCUCUCGAAGCCAUUCACGGGAUGUACGUUGGACCGAAAUUUUUUCACAAUACAUCAACUUCAUACCUCAAUUUACUCUGCACCGUGAACCCCAGCUCGCUUUCGCUGCUCACCUUCCGCUUCCGUGUCAAUAACAGCCUCUCUGAUCUGAAGGCGGUGGAUUGGAAACGAAUGGAGAUGGUGCUAAGCAGGUUCCGAAAGCUGGAGAUGGUCGGCUUGUGCGUUCAGGACAAUCGGAUCCCGCCUCAGAACGAGAUGGUGGAAUGUUGGCAACUGCUGAAACGACUGCUCCCCGGGCGGGGGCAGAGGGGAGUACUGAACUUCCAGUACAGUUCUCCUGUCGUUGCGACAGAUCAUUGGGUCCCUUUGUAG